CGCGUCUGUUCACACCCAGGUCAUUGGAGCCACACCCCGAGCUGUGAGCUGUCCCACACACCACACUAUCAACACUUCACAUUACAACGCUGCCAGCGCCCUUGGAUCAUGGUUGACAACGGGGGCAGCGUCAUCAAUCUGUCCAAGGCGCUGAGCCAGCUGGACACGUCACCCAGCUCCUUGUCCAAGGGCGCUUCUCGCCAAUUUGACUUGCUGCUCCCCGACGGCAGUGCAGUCACCCUCGACAUUGGUAUCCACGAUGCCGGCACUUUUGAGCACGAUCGUAUCUUCAAAGCAUCGCUCUACCUCCGGCACAGGGCGAUUGAAGAGAAUGGGCACUCGAGCAGCAAAGACGAUUCUUACAAGCCCGUCAUCGCCAGCAAGCUCGACACCCGUCACUUCCCCCUCGAGAUGUACUGCCAGCCACCCAAGCCGCGCUAUGGUCACCCCAAUGAGGAACCAGACGACAACUCGCCCGCAGAGCGCAGCACGAGGCUCGCCAACGCUCGCUUGGACGUGGGCAAGUCGCGCUCGGAGCAGCCCGACGACGUUGUUGCCUCGCUCUGGAUCCAGCUCUACGCGCUCCACACCCUCUUUCCCAACGAAGAGGCAUUCAACGUGGCGACGUCGUCGGCAUCGUCGACGGCCAGCAGGGACACUUCUCGUGCCUCCAGCUCUGCCGCCGCUCUGCUUCUUGCCUCGGGACUAGCGGUGCCUCACCCUACCCAUUCAUCGCCGUCGUCGUCGUCGUCGCCAGCAUCGUCGUCUGCGUCCUCCACCUCACAAUUCGCUGCCAACACUGUGCUCGCCACACGUUCAGCAUUCUGGCAGUCGAGCUACCCAUUCUCGCGCCCUCCCUGGAUCCUUCCCAGCAUCGCAGUUGGUGACCCGCAGGCCAAUGCGCAUGCCUUUCCCACCUCCUACACCUUCUCCAACAAUAUCAACCACCCCGUCCGUCCACCGAAGCUCGCGCCGGACACGUCGUCGCCCCUCUACCGGCGCUUCUCCAUCGAGCUCAACCAGACGCUCACGUUUGAGGUGACCUCCUUUAGAAACGACGAGACUGUGGACCUCGUCACGCGCUGGCACAACACUGAUCGAGUCGCCGAUGGCUGGAGACAGAGAGGGGACAGAGACAAGCAGCGGCAAUACCUCGAGUCCGUCGAGGCUUCUCCAAGCAACAUGGGCAUCGUGGGCAAGUGGGACGGCGCGCCGUGGGGAUACCUCGAGAUCUACUACGCAAAGGAAAGCAACGUUGGGCAAUACUCACACAUGGGAGAUUACGAUCGGGGCUUCCAUGCCCUCGUCGGCGAAGAAGGCUUCCGAGGCCCCCAUCGCGUUCGAACAUGGAUGGGCAGCCUCAUCCAUCUCCUCUUUCUCCUGGAUCCUCGCACCGAGAAAGUCGUGCUGGAACCAAGGGCGAGCAACACAAAGAUGAUCGACUAUGCCAUCAUGUGCGGCGGCCACGUCGAAAAGCUCAUCGACCUGCCCCACAAGAGAGCUGCGCUCGUCGUCAUUCCCCGGCAGCGCUUCUUCCAGCUCUGCCCUUUUGGCCCGCUCAACGCCUAAGUGGUCCACUGCCUUUGAUUCUUUUCGCGAAAGACACCAGCCACAUCUCCUGUAGAUUUAGCCAAGGCCCCAUCCCACACAACAGGUUCAUAAAACCCCAGAAGAGCAAGCAUCCAAAUGUCACCGAAGCAAAGAAAUGUCAAUUCCAUCGAC
Molecule: messenger RNA, 1722 nt
Organism: Acaromyces ingoldii
Lineage: Eukaryota; Fungi; Basidiomycota; Exobasidiomycetes; Exobasidiales; Cryptobasidiaceae
Exons: 3
Coding region: 109-1569 (486 amino acids)
Source: RefSeq, a predicted model, not a curated record